Triplophysa rosa is the source of this 573-nucleotide messenger RNA. It is a transcript of the gene hoxc3a, whose product is annotated as homeobox C3a. The record is from RefSeq and is a predicted model, not a curated record. Gene Ontology annotation, molecular function: RNA polymerase II cis-regulatory region sequence-specific DNA binding; DNA-binding transcription factor activity, RNA polymerase II-specific. Gene Ontology annotation, cellular component: nucleus. The transcript is spliced from 2 exons. The coding region runs from base 1 to 573 and encodes 190 amino acids. Gene Ontology annotation, biological process: regulation of transcription by RNA polymerase II. NCBI's taxonomy places the organism in Eukaryota, Metazoa, Chordata, Actinopteri, Cypriniformes, Nemacheilidae.
AUGAAUUGCGUGGACCGGGCGGACGGAGACCCUUUUAUGGACAACACUACGGAAAGAGACAAGAAGAACAAUGUGUCAACUUUCUGCUCUUCAACCGAGAUGUUUUACCCUUGGAUGAGACAACCAGGCAUAAACUUAAGAUCCAUUAAAGUCAGGGAAUCAGGUGAUUCCAGGUACAGCAGAGGUGUAGAAGGUUCCUCAAAGAGAGAACUAUGGGAUGGCACUUGUUCUAACAGUAAACGCCCACGUGCGUCCUUCACCUCCUCUCAGCUACUGGAGCUGGAGAAGGAGUUUCAUUUCAGCGCGUACCUGUGUCGCCCACGGAGGCUUGAAAUGGCUGCACUACUAAAGCUCAGUGACCGCCAGAUUAAAAUCUGGUUCCAAAAUCGUCGCAUGAAGUACAAGAAAGACCACAAGGAAAAGCAAAAGGCGAAGUUCUCAUACUCUUACAUGGACACUGGAAACCAGCUCUCUGCGAUUAGUGGCACCACAAUGAAUGCUUCAGUACCAUUAGAUUUCCAGAACCCGUUUGAGAAACCACCAAUGUCUGUCAUAAACUGUGUGAACUGGUGA